AUGGCGACUCUCUUCAAUACCCUACUCCUAGGCCUCACGUUAGGGGCCUCCGCAAGCACAAUCCAGAUGAAUAUCGCGCGAGAUCCGGCCGUUCAUGCCGCACAACUAGAGGCCAACUACGUCCGGAGCAGACUCGUGCGUCGCGCCGGCAGCUCUACCGUCACCGAGUCGCUCAUCAACAACGUAACAGGCGGCCUAUAUGCUGCGAGCAUCACAGUAGGAACACCGCCGCAGAAACUGACUCUUCAAAUCGAUACGGGCAGUUCGGACGUUUGGGUUCCUGUAGCCGGGUCUGAUAUUUGCGAUGCUCCUGCUGCUGAGGAUGGGGGAUGCCCUGGCGGCACUUUCGACAAUACAACUUCCUCGACGUACAAAGUAGUUGGAGCAGGCGAAUUCAAUAUCUCAUAUGUGGAUGGAUCGGGUGCUGCUGGAGAUUACUUUACAGAUAUGUUUGGUAUUGGUGGCGCGACGGUGAAAGGUCUGGAGAUGGGGUUAUCCGUAGAUGGUCAAAUUGGACAGGGUAUUAUGGGUAUUGGGUAUAACACCUCGGAGGCAAAUGUCGAAACUGGCAAUACCACCAUCUACGCGAACCUGCCCAAUGAGAUGGUCGAUGAAGGGUUGAUUAACUCUCUUGCGUAUAGCUUGUGGUUGAAUGAUCUCAGUGCAAGUACUGGAUCAAUUCUUUUUGGAGGCAUCGAUACAGACAAAUUCACAGGCGAUCUCAUCUCAGUCGAUGUUUACCCCAGCCGCCGUUCAAAAUCUGUCGUCUCUUUCACUGUGGCAUUCACCUCUCUAUCAGCAACCAGUAGCUCUGGUACCGAUCAACUUACCGCAGAUGGAUUCGCCACUGCUGCUAUAUUAGAUUCUGGAACUACUCUGACAUAUCUCCCCAACGAGGUCGCUGAAAUGGUGUUUGCGGAAUUGGGAGCGCAAUACUACACACAGCUCGAUGCUGUUGUUCUUCCAUGCUAUACCGGAGAUAAAAAUGGAACGAUCAACUUCGGUUUCGGUGGCACAGGCGGACCAGUUAUCAAGGUGCCCAUCAAGGAGCUCGUCCUCCCUCUCACCCUGCCCAGCGGCAAAGCUGCAACAUACACCGACAAGGUAGCAGCUUGCCAACUAGGAGUUCAAGCUGCAGGUGAUCUACCAAUCUUAUUCGGUGACACGUUCCUGCGCUCAGCCUACGUCGUGUACGAUCUUGCCAACAACCGCAUCGGUCUCGCCCAGACAGACUUCAAUGCCACCAGCUCCAACGUGGUAUCAUUCCCUAGCUUCGGCGCACCGAUUCCCUCGGCCACGACUGCACCGAAUGAAGCCGCGGUUACACAAACUGCUACUGAUAUCCCCAAAGUUGGUGCUUCGGCGACAGCGAGUGGAGAUAGCGCUGCGCCAACUUAUAACCCCACGGCUACUGGUCUUAGUGCGGCUAGCGGCUUCACUUCUACGCCGACAGGUACGAGUAAGAGUAAGAGUGCAGGUAAUAGCAUUGAGCCAUUUGCUUGGUCGAGGGUAUUUGUUGGUAUCAUCACGCUUUCCAUGAUGGGUGUGGGUGGCGGUGUUUUUGCGUGGCUAUAA
Molecule: messenger RNA, 1575 nt
Organism: Lachnellula hyalina
Lineage: Eukaryota; Fungi; Ascomycota; Leotiomycetes; Helotiales; Lachnaceae
Gene: opsB
Product: putative aspartic-type endopeptidase
Exons: 3
Coding region: 1-1575 (524 amino acids)
Biological process (GO): proteolysis
Molecular function (GO): aspartic-type endopeptidase activity
Source: RefSeq, a predicted model, not a curated record